UGAUGUUAAUUAACAUUGCAACACUAAAGAAGCAUAGACGUAUUAUUUAAGAAAAAAACAUUAAUUAAAAACAGAUCUCAAAAAGAUUAAAAAACAUGAACAAUGCGAACAAUUAUCCACAGGCUUCAUUCACCUUUUGUCUUAAUCAUUGGCGACUGGUGAAAUGCCUGGUUGACUGGUGGACUAGUGGAUUUGUUUACACAUUAUCAUCAUUAUCUCCUGUCUCUUUCAGUGUUUCUACACCCCUAAAAGCCAGCUGAUCAAGAUCGAGCAGGUGAAAGAGGUCCAGAACAUAAAGGACUUCCUGACCAACAUACUAGGACAAGUGGUGACGUGCCAUCCCAGGCUGGGUGAACAUCCUGAAGACGUGAUCAUGAAAAAGAGAUACGAUCGGCAUCUGGGGCAGCAGUACCUGUUGUGGCCCAGCCUCAUGCUGAUUGGAGGAUGCCUGCUAGUCGGAUUGGUGAAGCUCACCCAGUUCCUGGCUCGACUUUGCACUGAAAUCAACAAGAGAAAGGGGAAUCAGCUCUAAUUUGCCAUCAUUGUGUAGUCAUUCCCCCCUAUGCAACCUAUUUCUAUGAGCGAUAUUUUCUAUCAGGGUAUUUUCAAGGUGAACAAAAAAAACAAUUAAAUUAAGUUGUGUGGAAUUACUUGUUUUUUUUACGCAGGUGGGUUCUAUUCAAUAGCAGUAAAUCCACAAAGAAGAGAUCUGCUUGGGGCUGCUUAUUUACACUUGCGUCUCUCCGCUGCGGCUUGUUUUAGUCUCGUUACCGCCUGCUCCCGUCAAAAAUCUCUUGUUUUAAUCCCUUUUCUGCCAAAAAUCAGAUGUCUUAGUCCUGUUAUUGCUCCCGCCUGCACCCCACAUUUUUUAAAAUAUUUUUUUCCCAUUUUUCCCAAUUUGGCUAGGCCAAUUGUCCCACCCAUUCAGCUGCUAGUCAACUGUAUAUCCCCCAUCACUAGUGAUGCUACAACACAAGGAGGGUGAAGAUCAGCACAUGCCUCCUCCUCCUCCUCCUCAGCUUAGAGACACCUUGUGCUGAUCGAUAUCGCUCUAAGAGUGAUGUAGUGAAAGAGCACCAUCUACCCACUGGAAAUAACAAGGACAAUUGUGCUCUCUCAGGGCUCUGGCAGCUGAUGGCAAGCUGCAUGACCAGGAUUUGAACCAGCAAUCUCCCGAUCAUAGUGGCAGCACUUUAGACUGCUGGGCCACUCGGAGCCCCCUACACAUACACGUCUGCUGCUCCCACCCGCAGUCCUAAUAUCAAUGCAAUUAAUCAAAUUUAGUGCUUGAAAUGAACUUUUCCCAUUUCUUACCUCAGUCCAAACAGAUGCUGUCAGGUGAUCUGAAAAUGCUGAAAUUUGAAGUGGACGUUUCUGAUAAAAUAACCUAAAGUGUAAAGUCCUAAUAAGUCUAAAGUAAGCAAACCUACUAGACAGAUAACUGUGUAGGUAGAGGAUGAUCUGAAAUCUGAAUAAACUACCAGUUGUAAUAAUGGUCCCAUUGGACAUAAUUACUUCCUAGCCUGGCUGGGGCUGUUCCUAUAGAAACCCCUGCCUGUAAUACUUAACCCAGGCGAAAACAGGCCGCUCCCAAAGUGCCCUCCUUGGCACUACACGGCGUGUGAACUGGAGACGGCCAGGAACCACAUCGCUUCUCUUAGUUUGGUGCUCCAAUCUGUCCUGGGUCGGCUGGGGUCAAGCAAGCAUGCUCCUGAGCUCGUCCCCUCGAGGAUCCUUCAGCGUGCCCGUUCACAUCAACCUGCACAACGCUCGGCGGAGGCGGACACGGGAUCUGAUGCAAUCCCCCAACAGUUCUCAGUGGAAAAGAGGCAGAGCUGGAGAGAAGACCAAGAGUCAGGCUCCUGUAUCCAGCGUGGGAGAGGAGAGAGCUCUGCUUUUGGGAUUCACCAUGAUUGCAUUCUCCAUCCUCAUGUACUUUGUGGUGGGAAUUGUUGUUGUCAAGCCAAGUUUCCAGAGUGACUGGGGAGAGGCCACCAACUGCUCACUGAUCCAGGUUGACCUCUUAAUGGGCUUGAACAGCUUCCCAUGUCUGCAGGUCUUCGUGAACAUUACAGCUGUGGACAAAAGAGCACGUCUGCAUUACGAUGAAGUAGUGGUGAACCUGAACCCUGAGUGUUUCUACACCCCUAAAAGCCAGCAGAACAAGUCCGAGCAGGUGGAAGAGGCCCAGAACAUAAAAGACUUCUUGGCAAGCAAACAAGGGCAAGUGAUGAAGUGCCACCCCAGCAUGGGUAGGCACCCUGAAGACGUGAUCAUGAAAAAGAGAUACACCCGGCCUCUGGCGCUCCAGUGCAUGGUGUGGCCCAGCCUCAUGCUGAUUGGAGGAUGCCUGCUGGUCGGAUUGGUGAAGCUCACCCAGUGCCUGGCUCACCUUUGCACUGAAAUCGACACCAGAGAGGGCUGCGGGGAGGGGGGUCAGACCACACAGACACAGGGCAAACUUUACCACCUGCUCAGGUGCAGGCCGGGGAGUCCCAGCAUGGAGCAGGACCCGGGCAGCUAGCGUUCCAUUACUGUCUGGUACGUGUGAAGACAUGGCAUUUGGCUGUUGUCAGAUGUUAGAGAUGCUGGUUUAAAGGCAGGAGACAAAAGGAAAUGUGUCAGGACGUAUCAUGCA
Astyanax mexicanus (Mexican tetra) is the source of this 2638-nucleotide messenger RNA. It is a transcript of the gene kcnmb3, whose product is annotated as potassium calcium-activated channel subfamily M regulatory beta subunit 3. Bases 1706 to 2524 code for a protein of 272 amino acids. Lineage: Eukaryota; Metazoa; Chordata; Actinopteri; Characiformes; Acestrorhamphidae. Gene Ontology annotation, molecular function: potassium channel regulator activity; calcium-activated potassium channel activity. Gene Ontology annotation, biological process: detection of calcium ion; potassium ion transport. The record is from RefSeq and is a predicted model, not a curated record. Gene Ontology annotation, cellular component: membrane; voltage-gated potassium channel complex. The transcript is spliced from 4 exons.